Cheilinus undulatus (humphead wrasse) is the source of this 1863-nucleotide messenger RNA. RefSeq names its product gamma-aminobutyric acid receptor subunit alpha-5-like. The record is from RefSeq and is a predicted model, not a curated record. Gene Ontology annotation, biological process: regulation of postsynaptic membrane potential; monoatomic ion transmembrane transport; signal transduction. The coding region runs from base 54 to 1457 and encodes 467 amino acids. The transcript is spliced from 10 exons. Gene Ontology annotation, molecular function: GABA-A receptor activity; inhibitory extracellular ligand-gated monoatomic ion channel activity; benzodiazepine receptor activity. Gene Ontology annotation, cellular component: GABA-A receptor complex; synapse; neuron projection. Lineage: Eukaryota; Metazoa; Chordata; Actinopteri; Labriformes; Labridae.
ACCGCAGACGGAGAUCAGCAGCUUACAGCAGCAGGAGACAUGGCUCGCUGGUGAUGGAUCUGCAUUCAGUGAUCCAGAAUUCAGCCAUGGCCAGGCUAGCCCUCUCCAUCCUGCUCCUGGUCGGAUUCCAAAACAGGUUCUGUCUGGCCUCUUCAGAGACCCAAAAGAAGGCCACUGCCAAUGACACGGCCAACGACAACAGCACCGUGUUCACCAGGAUCCUGGACGGUCUCCUGCAGGGCUACGACUACAGGCUCCGCCCAGGACUGGGAGAAAAUGUGACAGAGAUCAAGACGAACAUUUUUGUGACCAGCUUCGGCCCCGUGUCUGACACUGAGAUGGAAUAUACCAUCGAUGUGUUCUUCCGUCAAAGCUGGAAAGAUGAGCGUCUGUGCUUCAAAGGGCCCAUGGAGAGACUGCCUCUGAACAACCUGCUGGCCAGUAAGAUCUGGACCCCGGAUACCUUCUUCCUGAACGGCAAGAAGUCCAUCGCCCAUAACAUGACGACGCCCAACAAGCUGCUGAGGCUGCAGGACGACGGCACGCUGCUUUACACCAUGAGACUGACCAUAUCAGCAGAAUGCCCCAUGCAGCUGGAGGACUUCCCCAUGGAUGCACACGCCUGCCCUCUCAAGUUUGGCAGCUAUGCUUAUCCAGUCUCAGAAGUGGUUUACACUUGGACUCAGGGAGCCGCCAAGUCUGUGGUGGUGGCCGAGGACGGCUCCAGACUCAACCAGUACCAUCUGAUUGGACAAACGGCCGGGACAGAGGAUAUAGACACCAGCAGAGGACAGUACACUGUAAUGAUGGCCCACUUCUACCUGAAGAGGAAGAUUGGAUAUUUUGUCAUCCAGACGUACAUGCCCUGUUUCAUGACCGUAAUCCUGUCUCAGGUGUCGUUUUGGCUAAACAGAGAAUCCGUUCCCGCAAGGACCGUCUUUGGCGUGACCACAGUCCUGACCAUGACCACCCUCAGCAUCAGCGCCAGGAACUCCCUUCCUAAAGUGGCCUACGCCACAGCCAUGGAUUGGUUCAUCGCCGUCUGCUAUGCCUUCGUCUUUUCCGCCCUCAUCGAGUUUGCUACCGUGAAUUAUUUCACCAAAAGGAGCUGGGCCUGGGACGGCAAGAAGGCUAUGGAAGCACAGCACCCUAAGAAACGAGACCCGAUGAUGCUGUCAAAGAAGCCAAACAACGUUUGCUCAGCAGGGGUCACCUACACCCCCAACCUCACCAAGGACGUGUCCAUCUCCACCAUCUCCAACACCACGUCAGUCCAGCUCCGCGCCUCCGAGAGCAAAAUCCUGGACCCAAAGAAAACCUACAACAGCGUCAGCAAGAUCGACAAGAUGUCCCGGAUAGUGUUCCCCGUCCUCUUUGGGACCUUCAACCUGGUCUACUGGGCCACGUACCUGAACAGAGAACCCGUGGUGAAGGGAGCGGCCGUCACGUCUACAUAAUCUCCUUUUUUAUCAGAGACGGGUCCUAAAAAAAGAGUUUAAAGAGGUCCAACUAGAACUGUUUUCUCUGAACUAGAAAAAAAAGAAACAAGCGUCAGCGCCUGAACAACUGAAACAAACCAUUCCCAGAUUCAAGCGCUCCGAACGUCUGCAACUUUCCCACCUAAAAACGAGCUUUUAACCAAGAAACUGCUGCCAAACUCUGAAGAAGAGAGCGACUGCUUUGCUUUUCUCAUCUGUCCUGCUGCAGUUUGCAUGAUGGAAGCACUGGACUGGAGGCCCAGCUCCCAGUGAGGGAGUUCUCCUCAUUGUUCCAACUUUAGCCAGGGUUUUACGUGAAAACUAAAAUAAUAAAGGCAUUAAUAAAAACGCUGAAGAUUCUUAUCAUGGAUGCUAAAUGCACUGA